Messenger RNA from Striga asiatica, 336 nucleotides. The record is from the annotation of a GenBank genome assembly. Lineage: Eukaryota; Viridiplantae; Streptophyta; Magnoliopsida; Lamiales; Orobanchaceae.
AUGCCGAACAAAGUGAUUUACCAGCUUCUAGGGCAUCAGAACUUGAAAACAUAUGUAAUAACAUGGCCAAGUUACCCGAUGAUGCAAAUUGAUGCUUUAGCGGCUGUACUUAAUGGGUUUUUGUCCAUUGCUGGAAUUCAUCCAUCUGAUAAUGAAAAUGGCAAUGGAGAUUCUUUGCAGCAUGGUCAUGGCUUCACAUGUAGGGCUCCUGAAUUCAUUGAAGUGGAAAAUAGCAAUGAGGAUUGUUUGAAUUAUACCCAGAGCUCUUUGGACAUGGCUUCCAAAUUUAAGAAUGAUGAACACGACCGUGAUGAUUUUGGCGAGUUGGGAAUCUAA